Molecule: messenger RNA, 3714 nt
Organism: Diatraea saccharalis (sugarcane borer)
Lineage: Eukaryota; Metazoa; Arthropoda; Insecta; Lepidoptera; Crambidae
Source: the annotation of a GenBank genome assembly
AGUGACAUCGUCAGUUGAUAGUCACACUGGGUUUCAGCCAUAAGAAGAUUAAGAAUCCACAAUGGUGCUAAAGUUUGCAGGUGCUAAGUAUGCACCUUUGAUGGUGUUUCAGUUGGUACUGCUGGUACUGUACUUUGUCUUCGCUAGAUACGGUGGCGCCAAAGAUGUUGGAAUCAAAGGUUUUGAAGACACCCACGUGAUGAUCUUCAUCGGUUUCGGCUUCCUGAUGACAUUCCUGAAGAAGUACUGCUACAGUGCCCUUGGCUUCAACUGGCUACUGGCAGCCCUUGUCAUUCAAUGGGCACUACUCUGCCAGUCGUUUUAUCAUAUGAAAGAUAAUACUAUACUAAUCACCAAGAAGUCUUUAUUAGAGGCGGAUAUAAUGUCGGCAACUGUUCUUAUAACCUUUGGUGCACUAUUGGGCGUUGCAAGUGGAGUUCAGUUGCUGUUUAUUGCUGUAGUGGAGAUUGCUGUUGCUUGCCUUAACUUGUGGCUAUGUGAAGAUGUUUUCAAGGUAUCAGAUGUCGGAGGUUCCAUAGCAAUUCAUGCUUUCGGAGCUUAUUUCGGUUUCGGUGCAAGUAUAGCUAUGAGAGCUAAAAAAAGUGAAGAAACUAACAGUAACAACGUAGUGACAGUCGAUCUUAACGGACCGAGUUAUGUUUCUGAUGUCACAGCUAUGAUUGGGUCAAUCUUCUUAUGGAUUUAUUGGCCAUCUUUUAAUUCUGGUUUGACUAAUUCUGAUGAAGAAUACACAAGGGCCGUUGUUAAUACGUAUUUGUCACUAGCGGCUGCUACGGUGACUACCUUCGUCUUAUCAUCGGCUGUUAGCAAACACCACGGCAGGUUCGACAUGGUCCACAUACAGAACUCCACGCUGGCUGGUGGUGUUGGUGUAGGCUCUGUUUGCAAUAUGUAUAUUGGUCCAGGAGGUGCUGUAGCUGUAGGAAUUGGAGCUGGCCUGCUGAGUGUUCUAGGCUACAGAUAUUUGACGGUUGGUUUUAUUAAUGUCAUAACAGAAACUUCUUUACUAAUUAUUAUAUUUGAUCAAUUUUGCAUUCAUAAUCCUAUUUUAUUUUAUUUAUUUAUUUUGGGAAGACCAACACCUAGAACAAAUACAUAGUGAUAAAAUAGACUACAGGAAGCCAAUUACAGGUCCUCACAGAUGAUAUACUGGAAAAUGUUCGUAAUGACACCCUCUAGGUGUCUCUUCGGUAAUGGGUAGCUCACGGUUAGAGCAGUCGCCCGGAUUGCACGAGUUCAUAGGUUCGAAUCCCAUCGAAGAGUACCAGGGAUAAAUAUGAUUUCUUAUGCAUUUUUCAUUAAAAUAUUCUUUAUUAAUUAUUAGGGAUUUCUCAUAGAUAUGCAGCAUUUAACUGAUGACUGCACUGACUUGAUCGGUGAUCAUACAGAUUAGCUUACUCUUGAACCAAAACGCGAUCGAUCAACAUUGCAAUUGUGACGUUUCCUACUCUUGAUUUAGUACACUAGCGCCAAUUGGGUCAAUAUUGCGUGGUUAUUGAAUGAACUUAUAGACAUGAAACAUUGAUGCCCGUUUUCACUAAACUUAGGACUGGUCCAAAACUGCCACCUUAAUAUUUAGGAGUCGCCUAAGGUAAAAUUGCCGGGUACAAAUAUAAUUGUUAGUAUCCAAUUAGUAUUAGGCCUUCUAGGUGUUGUGGCAUGUUAUUCCUAUUUGAUUCUAUUCAUAAAGAAGACAUGUUUCCAGACAGGUAUAUGGUGUGCUGGUGCUUUAGACCGUAACCGACUUCCAUAAUCUUAAAUAUAUAAUUGAGUUUCGCUGCAUAAAUCUAAAACUGAAUAUCUAGUUCUAACUGCUAGUAAUAGAUUUGUCUUAAAGCGGAACACUAUUAAAUGAAUUUUCAUACGGUUCUCAUCAAUAGGCGACAUAGUACAGUUAAUAGCAAAUCAUGAUAACUAUCAAACGCUUUAAUGCCUUGCGAAUAGAAUUCAAGUUCGAUUGCAAAAUAAAAAAAUACAUAUCGGUAAUCCGAUGUUCUGCUGUGUGUACCUUAAGGGAGAUUUAUUUUAUAAUUCAUUAAGAUUUUAUGUGAAUUAGCUUAAGACUUACUUGAAUAUAUGCAAAUUUUCUCCCUAUGUAUCCGAGGGAGGUAUAAUUUUGCCACGACGGUUAGCCAGAUGCUUGGAUUUAAGCAAAAAUUCAAAUAGUCGGGAGUUCCACUUUCUGCGGUUUGGAAAAUAUUGAUGGGAAUAAACACUUACGUCAAAUUAUUUUUCAAUCACAAUCCUGACAAAAGGCUGGUAUUAAUGAAAAAAAGUAAUGGAAAUACCAAAACGCUGUAGCAUAAAAUUGCAAAUUGUUUCGGUGUUAUAUCGCAACUGAUUAACGGGUUCCACUUUCUGCUCUCAGCCAAAACUUACGAAGAUUGGUAUUCUGGACACAUGUGGUGUUAACAAUCUUCACGGUAUGCCAGGAUUGUAUUCUGGAUUGCUGUCAGUUCUCUUUGCUGCUCUUGCUACCAAGGAAGCAUAUGGUGCUACCGAACUCGGUACUGUUUUUGAAGCUAUGGGCGAAGAAGGUGGUAGAACUGCGGCAAGCCAAGCUCUGUACCAAUUUAUAGCAUUAGCCGUUACAUUAGUGUUAGCGUUAGUGUCUGGAUAUGUUACAGGACUUCUGUCGAAACUGCCCAUUUUCGACUCCCUCAAGGACAACGAGAAAUACGAUGACGAAAUUAACUGGGAAUUGCCUUAAUCGAGUUUUCAUUAGCAGAGUCCUCAUUUGCAUUUGAACUUAAAUGGUAUUAAUCCUUUUUGGGAGCAGUUUCUGUUGUAAGACGGAUUAAACUCUUGUUAAUACUUAGAAUUGUACGUCGUCGCGGCGUUUCCUUUGACAUUUAAAUUUAAAAUACGAAUUAUAUUAAAGAAAAUGAAAUUUGAUGUUGCCCUGUUAAUUGUUUUACAUAAAAGAUACUUCUUGAUCCUAAGUCUUUAAGAGGAGCUGUUCAGAAUUGAAAUCGCGGCACUCACUAGCCUAACAAAAUUUUAUAAAUUAAAAAAUAAUUUAUCAGAAAAAAAAACAGUUAUUCACCUAAAAUAACUUCAAACUACAUAUAUAAAACACACAUGUAAUUAAUAUCGUUUAUCUGUAACAUUAUGAAUUAAGUGGUAAUGAUAUUAUCAUUACGAGGUAACUUGUCUCUCUGCCGAGUAAAGUUCUUAUUGUCGUUCGAACACAAACAAAAAUAACUUAACUCGCUAGAGGGGUAAGUUAGCUCACCACUGUACUUAUUUAUUAAAGUGUAAAUCUAUUUAUCAGUACCAGCUUGUCAAGUCGUUAAGACCGUUUUUUUUACUGGUAGAUUUAAUCGAUCAUAAGUAUAUAAGAUUUUUUUUUAUAUUAAUUAAGCUUUUUUAGUACUUGUCUUGAACGAUAUAAUCGAAUAAAUUUUUAAUAUUUCCCUGUCGAUUUCGAUAUUUGUUUUCAUGUCGUUUUUAGCAAUAAGCUUUUUACCAAAGAUUAGGUACUUGUAACAAAAAACAUCAUAGUUUCGAAGUUUGUAAAUAUACAGAAUUAAUGGUAUUUUUUUAACACGAAGUGAAAUAUUAUUAUACAAUACAAUGUUUAUCUUUUGUUUUCAACUUUUUGUGUUGUCAUGUGAAUAUUUUAUUUUAAGUAGCUAUUAUUUAUGUAUAUAAAAUAAGUCAAUAAAUUUGACAAUAAAGUUGUUUUAAUUU